Cuscuta campestris is the source of this 677-nucleotide messenger RNA. The record is from the annotation of a GenBank genome assembly. NCBI's taxonomy places the organism in Eukaryota, Viridiplantae, Streptophyta, Magnoliopsida, Solanales, Convolvulaceae.
UCAGUUUGUCAAAAAAAAAUAAAAAAUAAAAUUCAUUCAGAAUGGGUGGCGUUUUUUCUUUCUAGAUCCCGACGAAUUUAAAACGCGGCUUCGAAAUUCAGAGUCUUGACGGUUGACCCAAAAUUAGACGUUCCUCUCCCUUUCCGUCGUCUUCUCCGAACAAUAAUAAAACCCCCAAAAGCCGCCGAUAAUCAGAGCGCCGCCACCAACCGUCCAUGGCGACGAUCUACAGCUGCAGGGAGUGCGAGACGAACCUCAACCUCCAAACAGCCGCCCUCUACCCGGCGGACUUCUACUUCGAGGCCGGCAACAAGGGCACCCUCUCCUUCUCCGCCGUCGAUUCCUCCAAAUUCAGAUUCGAAAAGGAGGACAAGCUCCGGCCGUUCUUCGAGACGCUGGACUACUGGGGGAUCCAGAGGCGGCGGACCAUGAUCAAGUGCGAUCGCUGCGGGAAACUCGUGGGCCACGUCUACGACGACGGCCCACCCCUUAUUGCCGGCCCGGGUCAGUUUCAUUUUGGGCCGAGCCAGGUCGUUCCCAGAGCUCCUCGGUACAGGUUCAAGAAGAAGGCUCUCACAAUUGCAGCUUCCUAAUUAAUUCCAAACCCAAAUUUGUUUUUGUACUUUUGUAAAUCGGCCUUAAUAAUAAAAAUUUAAAAUUAAACUCUAUGUGAAAAU